This is a messenger RNA of Aptenodytes forsteri (emperor penguin), 2264 nucleotides long. It is a transcript of the gene PRIM2, whose product is annotated as primase (DNA) subunit 2. Gene Ontology annotation, cellular component: alpha DNA polymerase:primase complex. NCBI's taxonomy places the organism in Eukaryota, Metazoa, Chordata, Aves, Sphenisciformes, Spheniscidae. The record is from RefSeq and is a predicted model, not a curated record. The transcript has 15 exons. Bases 1 to 1899 code for a protein of 632 amino acids. Gene Ontology annotation, biological process: DNA replication, synthesis of primer.
AUGGCUGGUUCUGCGGAGUGCUCCUCAGCAUUGUCGCACUUCUCCCCCUCCGGUCCAGGCCGGGUACAGCACUCAAAGCAAAUGUGCGAGCUCUUACCUUACUCCUUGACCUGCCCUGGACGGUGCGCUGCCAGUCUCAAGAGGCCGAGAAUCGCUGUCACCUUCCACCAUGUUGGCAAGAAGGGCACGGGAACCGUUGGGUGCCGUGGGAGGACACCUCGCGUAGACCCUUCGGGGACAGCGUCGCGGGUGCCUCGGCCACACGGGGUUUAUGCACCACAGUUGUGCGGCCAGGCCCUCCGCAAUGGCGGGCCACCUGAUGCCGGCUGCGGCCUGGUGCUACUGACGGACUUGGCCCGGCACGGCUCUCCUGCUUUCUCCAGCGGCCGAGGGCGGCUGAAGCAGGCGCGGCUGGCGGGGGACCGGCGGGACCUGUACCCUCACAGCCUGCAGUUCUACCUGGAGCCCCCCACGGAAAACAUCUCCCUGGUGGAGUUUGAGAGCUUUGCCAUCGACCGCCUGAAGCUGCUCAAAGUAGUUGAAAACCUUGGUGUGAGCUAUGUAAGAAAUAGUGAUUCAUACAAAACUAAGCUGGAGUUUGAGCUCCGGAAACUUAAGUUUCCCUACAAAGCUUUGGCUGAGGAUGAUUAUGAAGCAAGAAGAAAAGACCAUAUCUCUCAUUUCAUACUACGCCUUGCUUACUGUCAGUCUGAGGAUCUCAGGCGUUGGUUUCUUCAACAAGAAAUGGAUCUCUUGCGAUAUCGCUUCAAUGAAGUGACUGACAAUUUAAGGCAGAAAUUCCUGGAACACGUUAACUUAUCUUUUGAAGCUGUAAGUGAAGACCUAAAAAAUGAAUUGGCAAAUGAGCUGUAUACAUCAACCCCUGGCCUCAGUAUGACUAAAGUAAAAGAACAAAUGUUCUAUAAGGUUGGACUUGCAGAUGCUGUGGAUCUGUUUAGAGCCAGAAGAGUGUUUAUUAAAGAUGGCUUUGCAUAUGUGCCAUUUAAGGAGAUUGAUGUGAUUGUUUUGAGUAACUAUAGAACAAAGUUAUCUAAAGCACUGGCGCUGACAGCACGAUCGCUGCCUUCCAUACAGUCUGACGAGAGACUACAACCUCUGCUUAAUCAUCUCAGCCAUUCUUACAUUGGCCCAGAUUACAGCGUGCAAAAGAACACUGGAAAAAUUUCUCUAGAACAGAUCGAUACUCUUUCUGUGAAAUCAUUCCCUCUUUGCAUGCGCCAGUUGCACAAAGCCCUACGUGAUAACCAUCAUCUCCGUCACGGAGGUCGUAUGCAAUAUGGACUGUUCUUAAAAGGCAUCGGCCUGACUCUGGAACAGGCACUGGAAUUUUGGAAGAAAGAAUUUAUCAGAGGAAAAGUAGAUGCAGACAAGUUUGACAAGGGAUAUGCUUACAGCAUUCGCCACAGCUAUGGGAAAGAAGGGAGGAGAACCGAUUAUACCCCAUACAGCUGCAUGAAGAUUAUCAUGUCCAAUCCACCAAGUCAAGGGGAUUAUCACGGGUGCCCAUUCCGCCACAGUGAUCCUGAGCUAUUGAAGCAGAAGCUGCAGUCAUACAAGAUCCCUCCCAGUGGAAUAACUCAGAUCCUGGAAUUGGUGAAGGGCAUGCAUUACCAGCUGGCCUGUCAAAAGUACUUUGAGUUGACACAUGAUGUUGAUAACCUUGGGUUUUCUUUGAAUCAUCCUAAUCAGUAUUUUACAGAGAGUCAAAGGCUAUUAAGUGGUGGUAGAGAACUGAAGAAGGAACUAAGUAAUUCAGGAAACUCUCAACAAAAAAGUAAUAGCCAGGAAAGCAUGAACUCAAAUUCUACUCCCACCUCUUCAAAUACAACAGCUGAUGCAGAACUGGAGGGACUGGAGGCAUACUUCACUGAAGACUAAGCAGCUGUGUUAUUUGGCUUUUUUUUUGUUUUGUUUUUGGUUUGGUUUUUUUCUUCCUUAAUUCUUUCCCUUCUCUAGCUGAAUUUGUCCCUGUACUAAGGAAUAUGCACUUCACUACCUGGAAUACACAGGCGUUUAGUGCUUUGAAUAGGCUGAAGAAAAGAAAGAUAGAUACUGAAGCUAUAAUUGCAUCCAGUACUUAUUCUCGCUGCUUUAGGAUACUGUUUUACACAGCAUGUUGAAGGAUGGGAAAUGAAAGUUCCUUCCCAAAUACUAGGUGAUUUUUGUCUGACUGACUUCUUUUGUUUUUCUUCAAAAUGUUUAAGUAUUUUUAUCCCAUUUUGUGGUCACUUUUAUAUGUUUCU